GCUGAAAUUCUAGAUACAUCAGCUGAAACCAUUGAAAGAUCAAGUGCUCAAUAGGAGACGAAGACUGAGCUUGAACCUGUGGCGACCACAAAAGUGCAGGUAGAAACAAAACCAGAACCGACUUCGGAAGAAAAAUCACAAGAGGUAAAAGCAAAGCAACCAAACACCAUUGCAAUUCCAGAACCCUCAACUGUAGCAUAUUAUUUUUUUAAACCCCUUGAGAAUUUAGAUUUGCACCCUAGACCCCAACUCCUCUCUCUCUCACACACAGUCAGAUCUCUGACGCUCUUCACCCUCUUUUCUGAUUUCUCUCACACCACAAGCACUCUCACCAGACCUCAUCAACGCGCACCACCACCAGACCAGUCCAGCCGUCCCUCUCUCUGGCUCUGCGGUUCUAUAGACUACAGUCGUUUCAACUGAAUCAGAAAAUGGAAGAGGAACUCGCUUCCUCUCGCUCUGCCACUCACGGCGGCACAACUUUAAAGGAGUGCCAACGCAUGAUUCACAAGAGUCUCCAGUCUCCGACAGUGAAAUCUUUAAGGGAACACAUGGACAAAGCUGGGUGCCCAGUUAGAGACAAUUUCUUCAUGGCUGUUAACUGCAACCAAGGAACUGCUGGUGGUUACAUUCAGGGUGAAGGGAUAGUUGUGUGCAGCGAUCAGAUUGGAUCUCAAGAUGAAGUUAACCAGGUUAUAAUGCAUGAGCUGAUUCAUGCGUUUGAUGAUUGUCGUGCUGCAAACUUGGAUUGGCUUAAUUGUGCUCACCAUGCUUGUAGUGAGAUAAGAGCUAAUCAUCUAAGUGGUGAUUGUCAUUACAAACGAGAACUUCUACGAGGUUUUUGGAAAGUAAAAGGGCACGAACAGGAAUGUAUCAAAAGAAGAGCUAUGACAUCAGUGUCUUAUAAUCCGUCUUGCUCAGGUGCAGCAGCUGCCAAAGAAGCUGUGGAAGCUGUGUGGGAUGUCUGUUACAAUGAUACAGAGCCUUUUGAGAGAGCUCCUUAAAAUGGAUUUGGAACCUCUCAUCUGGGAACUUCCUCAUGUUUCCCAUGUUGUAAUUUUGUGUCUCUCUCUUUCUUCAUAUUUAUUAAAUAGGCGAGACAUUUUGAAUAUUUAUGAACAAAUAGAUAGAAAUAAUGCCGCACUUGUCAUAGUGGUGUGACAUGAGAGGAUAUACAUAUACCAGCCAUAAGUUUCAUUCUUUGUCUAGGAACAUUUUAGGCUGAUUCAAUUUGAAAAAUAAAUACUUGAUUAUUUUUAGCUGAGAUCCCUCUAUGUCUUGUAAAUUGUAACUCCAUAUGAAAGUUUCUUCUUUUUGCUAUGCCAUAUGGAAGUAAGAUGCCCA
This is a messenger RNA of Lotus japonicus, 1344 nucleotides long. RefSeq names its product mitochondrial inner membrane protease ATP23-like. Gene Ontology annotation, cellular component: extrinsic component of mitochondrial inner membrane. Bases 432 to 1004 code for a protein of 190 amino acids. Gene Ontology annotation, biological process: mitochondrial proton-transporting ATP synthase complex assembly; mitochondrial protein processing. The transcript has 6 exons. The record is from RefSeq and is a predicted model, not a curated record. Gene Ontology annotation, molecular function: metalloendopeptidase activity. NCBI's taxonomy places the organism in Eukaryota, Viridiplantae, Streptophyta, Magnoliopsida, Fabales, Fabaceae.